CAUUUUCGUUUUGGAAAACCAAAAAUCAAAAUGCAGGCGUUCUUGAGUCUCGAGUUUUGAUUUAGGAUUUUAUUUUCCGCUGUAUUAUUUUCGAGUGCACGAAUUUUAUUAAGUACAAUAAAGUUUAAUGUUAUAUUUGAGUUUAGGAUAUACGAAUUCAGAAAGAUAUAUUCAGUACUGCCACCUUUAACUGAUUUGCGAAAGCAUUUAGCAUCUUCGUGGUUACAUUUGAGAAAAUUGUGUUUGUGAUGAAUGUUUAUUUUCAUAUUUGCUGUAUUGUAGUUGAUCAUAAGACAAAUGUUUUUCAAUUAUAAUGUCAAAACAAGGAAAAAGGAAAAUUACUGUUGAAUUACCAAAAACAAAGGACUUGUCGAAUAGACCCAGUGUUUUCGAGCGUCUCGGUACUAAGAAGGCAUCUAGUUCAAGUGCUAAAAAACCUGCUGAAUAUUGCAGGCAGUGGGCCCAACACGGCAGCUGUGCGUAUGGUAAAAGUUGUAAGUUUGCUUCAACUCACACACUGAUCAGCCCUUCGAAACAAAGAGCUGCUAUCAAAGAUGGUGACCAGAAGCGAUUGCUAAAAGACGAUGCUAAAAGUAGAUUACAUUCAACUGUUGUUGUGAGAACAGGUCGAAGUCCAGAUGGUGAAAUUGAUAAUUGGGACCAAAAUGAUUUGGAAUAUGCAGAUACAGAUGUUCUUGAAAAAAGGCGGCUACAGCUGCAACGUGAAUUAGAAUUACAACUGAAAAUGGACUCUAAUAAAGAUAUGAGUAAAGAAAAGAAAAAAGUGGUAUCCAGUUCAUCAUCAUCUAGAAGUUCUAGCACGUCCAGUGUGACAUCAUCCUCAUCUGAUGGUAGUUCCUCAUCUUCAUCCUCUGGCAGGGAUGCUAAAAAAAGAGCAAAAAAAGGAAAAUUGAAGAGAAAUUCAAGUUCCUCAUCAGAUGGUGACACACCAGCUAAAAAGAAACUACUUAAAACUGAUCCCGCAAAAAGAGAUAAAUCUGAACCUAAGAAAGGGAGUGUUAAAAAGGAUGAUAGAUUGCAGAAAAAAAAUGAGGAGAAUAAAAAGAAAACUGUGACAAAAAAAGCAAUUGGUAAGAAAUCUCUUUCACCAGGUAAAAAGUCAGGUGGAACACCACCAAUAACAACAAAAAGUUUAUUGUCAAAAACAACUUCGAAACAUAGCAAAUCUCCACAAAGGAGAGAAAGAAAUCGAAGCGGAUCACCGCAAUCCACAAGAGAGCGAGAUAAAGAGAGGGAGCGUGGCAAAGAAAAAGAAAAAGACAAAGAGCGCGAUAAGGAGCGUGAGCGAGUACGAGCACGUAGUAGGUCUCCCAAAAAGGGUAGAUCUCGCUCUCCACGUCGUCAUGGGUCUAAUCCAAAAGAACCAAGGCGGAAAGAAAGUGUAGACCGAAGCAGACCUGUGUCACCUAAAAAACAAACACGAAGAGAAGGCAGUGUAGAACGACACAAAAAACGAUCAGCUAGUAGAGAACGCGACCGUCGUAGGUCUGCAGAAAGAAAAAAAGAAAAACAUGAAGAAAAAGACAGACAUGACAGAAAAGAUAGAGGCAGAGAUCGUAAUAAUAAGGACGCUAAACGAGAUGAUAAGCGUCGCGGCAGAGAGCGAGGCUUAGGAAGUGGAAGGUCGGACAAAGGAUUGGAAAAACCAAACAAACCAAUGCAAAGAUUACUCCCUCGGCCAGAAGAGCGUUUAGCUGCUUUAGCAGCCAUAUCUAAUAGAACCCUCGAAACGGAUAAAAACCCAUCUUUGAAAGAUAGGCAAGAUUCCCAUUCUGAAAGAGGGGGAAGAAAGCAAGACCGACUUGAAAGAGAUAGAUCUAUCAAAAGAGACAGAAUGGACAGUAUGGAUAGGGAACAAGGUGAUUAUGAUAUGGAACGACAAUAUGAUCAUGGGCAUAAUAUGGAGCAUUAUGAUAGAAUGGAUGAUCGUUAUGGUAGUAUGCCACGAGAUGGCGAUAGGUCUCCAGGCUACAUUCAGGGAAGAGAUAGGCAUUAUGAUCCAGGGUAUGAUAUGCCUGGCCCAUCCAGAGGCUAUCCUGAAGAUGAUGACAGAAUAUAUGGUGAACCUCUGGGAGAUUCCCGUGGUGUAGAUAUGGGUUAUGACGAUCGUCGCCAUAGGGAACAUUCUUGGGAAAGACGAUCUGGUUCAUUGGACCGUGAGCGUGGUUAUAUGCAUCAUAAAGAAUGGGACAAUGAAGAUUAUCGCGGAUCAGGUGAUUGGGGCCGGGAACGGCACUGGCCUAUGCAUGAGUCUCAGAUGAGCGAAUGGGGUGAUAAAGAACAAGACGAAGGCUGGCGCCAUCGAGGUCAUCCAGGCGCUCAUCGCAAUCGUAUGCAUGAUGAUUACAAUCGUGGAAUGAGAAUGGAUCAUGGACGUAAUGACAACAAUAAAAGAAGACCACGAAACGAAACAGAAGUAUCGAAAGAUAUUGCAGCCCAAGCCCCCACAGCUUCAGCGCAUGAAGAAACAGAAGUGGAUGACAAACCAAUACCAGAUGAUUUGAGUGAAAUUAGUGAUGAUCCUGAUGAUAUUUUAGAACGUGAUGAUAUGCUUGAUCAGACUGUUGAUGAAGAUAGCCAAACAGAAAAGUUAGGAGACGAAAGUAAAUCAAAACUUGAGGGUGGAGAAAAAGAAAAUACCCAGGAAUCAAAUGGCGCCUGUGAGGAGAAAGAUUCACAAGACGGUAAGGAUGAGGAUGAUGUUGCCAAUCUGGAUUUCGAAGAAAUAUCCGAUGGCGAGCUCGAGGAAGAGAAAACUCGAACAGGUCUUGGGGAUGCUUUGGGCGUCGAUUGGGCUAGUCUCGUAGCUGAUGUUAACCGCCGUGAACAAAAACCUCCAACGGGCGGUGCACGAGAUAGAUGGCGACCUGAAAGGGUUCUUGCCAGGCUCGGUCUAUCAGUAAAUAUGGCAGGAAAGGAUAAAGUGCAGAAAAUAUUGGAAAAGAAUGGAGAAUCAGCAAAGUUGGAAAAUGAAUCGCAUACAACCAGCGAUGGGACAACGUUAACAAAUGGUAAACAUGAAGAACAAGAUAGUGCUUCAAAUGUACCAGACGUUAAUGAUCUUCAUCCAGUUGCGUCAAUACAGGUGGCAAUGGAGAAAAGAAAACGGCAGCGUGAAGUGCUCUUCGGUUUGGGUUGCGAGAUCACGCGCGGGCUAAGUGCAAGAAGAGAUUUAGCUCUGCGGAGGUACCUGUGUCACCUGCCCGCCGCAGAGCGCAUGGGACAGGCGAGAGUCGCCCCGCAAAACUCUCUGUUUCAAGCGGCACGGGCCUUGCUCAUGGAAGCCCCAGUCAGCGGCUGACAUCGACGCAGUCACCCUUACAGUGGUAGACUUUAAAAGUGAACUGUGCUGGAUUGUCAAUUGAAAAACUAUAUUUAGUUAUUUGAUCAUGAAUGUAACAAUGAAUCUGCUACAUUGCAGAAUCUUGAAAAAUAAUGGUGAACACUGCCUUGCACAAGAUUAGUAAGAUUAGUAGUAUGCAGUGAAAUAAUAUUUUAUUAAACAUUUGUUAGAAUUGACAAUUAUUAUUUCAUUAAACAGCAUAUUCAUUGCAAUAAUUUACUUUUAUAAAUAAUAAUAAAAUAUAUUCUUAGGAAUUAUGAUAGAUUGCAGCUGGCAUUCUGCAUAUGACACUAUGCACGUUAGAAUUAUAGUUUAAUUUUUUUCUAAUAAAAACGACACGUCUGUGCCAACAUCA
This is a messenger RNA of Colias croceus (clouded yellow), 3719 nucleotides long. RefSeq names its product fl(2)d-associated complex component-like. The transcript has 9 exons. Gene Ontology annotation, cellular component: RNA N6-methyladenosine methyltransferase complex. Bases 314 to 3322 code for a protein of 1002 amino acids. The record is from RefSeq and is a predicted model, not a curated record. Gene Ontology annotation, molecular function: metal ion binding. NCBI's taxonomy places the organism in Eukaryota, Metazoa, Arthropoda, Insecta, Lepidoptera, Pieridae.